Closterium sp. NIES-67 is the source of this 2859-nucleotide messenger RNA. The record is from the annotation of a GenBank genome assembly. Lineage: Eukaryota; Viridiplantae; Streptophyta; Zygnematophyceae; Desmidiales; Closteriaceae.
CCACACGCCAGGGCAUGCGGUCCAUCGAUCAGAUGUUCUCAGGCCGAGCAGGUCGCCCAAGUGCUAGCACCCAUGAAACAGGCGCACACAACCCCAGCCAUGCCCCCGUGGCAAGCCGCCCCAGCACAGAUGCUGACGCCACAAACCAUGGGGUCUCCGUUUCAAGCUAAGUUGGUUCCUUACGUUACGUUUACGUACGUGUACGUUUACGUUUACGUACGUUUACGCGAUUCUGGUUUUAGGCCUGAAUGUACGGGCAGUCUAAAAAAAUUUAGGCUGCCCAAGGGAAAAAAAUGGGGGGGAUGGAAAGCCGACUUUUGUAAAAACGUUUGUAGGUUCUGAUCUUCUAGUAGAAGAUUAUCACGAGUGGGGUGCGACGAAAGUCACAAAUUGUUUAGCGAAAUUCCGCAUGCGCGAAAUCUCGUCGCUGGUGCGCAUCAAAUUUGGUGCCCCGGCAAUCCAACCCGUCAAUGAACAACCCCUACCUAACCCAACCCAACCCCCCUCGACAUGUGUUUCUCCUUCCUCCCUCGACGAAUGCCAAUCGCUAACCUUACUCCAGCGACAAUCAAGUCUAGACUACGUAGCAUCUUACGACUAGGAGGAACGCGUAUACUAUCAGCGCAACGAAUUUAGUUGCGACUUAGAUUGAUGGGGUAGAUCAGUGCGGAGCGUAGGCAUUAGCCGUAGCCUAGCCCUGAACAGCCUAGUAGUAGUUGUAAAUCGCGUUUUCUUAGGGGGAAAAUUUUGCCCGGGAAAAAAAAUUUGAGGCCUGCCCGGCGACGUACACGUAACGUACGCGUAACGUAACGUACCCGUAAAGUUACGCGUACUUUACGUGUACGUGGGCUAAAGUCACGUAAGGUACCAACUUAGGUUUCAAGCAACCCCACAUCUGCUCCAGGAGCGACCCACGAGUCCCCUUCGCCUUUGCUGAGGGCUUUUAGUCGAGGCUCCGCCUUGCUAAGAGACAAGCAUAGUGCCGCUGCCUCUGCUGGUGCAGCUGCCUCUGCUGGUGCCGCUGCCUCUGCUGGUGCCGCUGCCUCUGCUGGUGCUGCUGCCUCUGCUGGUGCCGCUGCCUCUGCUGGUGCAGCUGCCUCUGCUGGUGCCACUGCCUCUGCUGGUGCCGCUGCCUCUGCUGGUGCCGCUGCCUCUGCUGGUGCAGCUGCCUCUGCUGGUGCCGCUGCCUCUGCUGGUGCCGCUGCCUCUGCUGGUGCCGCUGCCUCUGCUGGUGCAGCUGCAACUGCUGUUGAAGCUGCCUCUGUUGGUGCCGCUGCCUCUGCUGGUGCAGCUGCCUCUGCUGGUGCCGCUGCCUCUGCUGGUGCAGCUGCCUCUGCUGGUGCCGCUGCCUCUGCUGGUGCCGCUGCCUCUGCUGGUGCAGCGGCUGCUCUUAGCGCAACACUUGGUGAACAGGGUGGGAUGAUGGGGAGAGGAGCUGGCGAUGGGGGGGAGGGGAGAGGCGUUGAGGCCAAUGGAAGGUGUGUGAAGCGGGGGGUGGAGCAGGAAGUAGCAGCAGGAAAGGCAGAAGGAGGGGCUGUGGAAGGGGGCAUUCAGGAGGGUUGGGAGGUGAAAGAUAAGGGUGGGGCAGUCAUGGGGGAAAGAGGGGGGGUUGAAGGGGAGGGCAACUCUGGAGAGGAGAAGGGAGAGGGGGGCUGUGACGGAAUGGAGAGGGGUAAGAGGGAGAAGGGGUUCAGAGAAUUGCAAGGUAGGGUGGGGGGAGGAGAGGAGGGUCAAGGGUCACGGGGGAAGGGAGAUUUAGGGAGAUUGAAGGCAGCAGGGAGAGGGAGAGGAGGGAGGGGAGGGAAAGUGAGGGGUGGUAAAGGAAGAGCGAGCUCACGCAGCACAGGGGCUUCAGUCGAAGGGGCCCUGGUGAGGAUGCUUGGCCAGAGAAGAGUGAGGGAUGCGGAUAUAGAUGCGAGGGGGAGGGAUGCGGAUAUAGAUGCGAGGGGGAGGGAUGGGGAUAUAGAUGUGGGGGGAGAAGGCGGAUAUAGAGCGAGGGGAAGGGAUGCGGAUGUAGAGGAAAGGUGCCGUUUGGGAGUGGUACCAGGAGAUAUAGAGGUGAGGGGUGAUGUGGAAGGGGUGGCGGCUGGUGCGGCAAGCUUUGCUGCAUAUGACCACAUGGAGCAGGAGGAGGUUACAGACGGAGGAGGCUGGGCCGGCUGUGAGGAGAAGGGGGAAGAGACAGACUGCGAGGAGUCUGAGGAGCGUGGAUGUGGGUCGGAACGAAAGAAGCAACGAGUUGAUAGGAGGGACGACGGUAUGGUGGGAGGCAGCAAGAUGGAUGAUGAAAAUGCAUCGGAGGGAAUGGGGGUUAUUGAUGGAAAGACGCAAGAUAGUGCGGCUGGUGUGGGGGGGGGAUCGGCUGGUGUGCCAGGACAUGGCGGUGCCAAUGGCUGUGGGGAGGAUGCACAUUGUGGUGCGGGAGAAUGGGAGGGUCACCACCAGCCACCUACUUCGUUUCAAGAGCGUAUUGAGCCAUCCGGUUCGGCCCUGGGGGCUUCUCACUCUCCCUCGUCUUCCACUUUAUGUGGGUUUGAUUUCUCGGCUGUGGACGUCAAGCAGCAGCAGCGACUCUUGGCAUGCUUCUCCCGACAGCAUAUCAAGUCGUCGCCAGAGAGUUCAGGGGACAAAGCUAGAGACAAGGGAAAGAAAGUAGUGAAGAAGAGUGGGAUGGGUAGAAGUAAAGGUCAAAGCAACAAGGGAAAGCAAGAAAGGCAGCAGAAGAUUGGGAGUUACUUCGGCACUGGUUCGUAACACUGGCAAUCCGUGGAAUUGACAUGAGACGAGUUAGUACCCUUUUCCAAUGUGUGUGUAUGUCCUCAUCUGAUGCAUACUACAUAUUGUCUGAAAAUUCUGCCU